AUCUCCGGAAUUUUUGCCAGAAACUGAACUGAGAUUCCAACUCUGAGAAGUUGGGGGUGGUGUGUGUGAGCUCAGGCCUGUGAUUGGACUGCAGAGCUCUCCAGGGAGGAGGAAAGCACAAGUACAAAGGGAAGAGCUGGGGACAGGGGAGAAGCCCUCCCCGCCCCCACCCUGCCCCCACGCACAGGCACCCAGGCCUGGGGAAGGGUGCAGCCACUAGCCUAGGGAGGGGCAGGGUGUGUCAAAGGUGACGGCAACAGUUGCUGGACCCAGGGAGCUCUCUACCCCAAGCCAGCCUGCUUGCCAACAGCUGGACUUGAUCACCAGCUUGCAAAGUGAGAUCAUGCAUCUGAGGGAGUAACUCACAGACUUUGCUCUCCGACCAUUCUUGGAGGAUUUUCUCAGCAGGGGCUGGAAAGCAGGAGACCACCACCUGGAGCCUUGAGCCUUCUUCAAGAAGCAACAGCGUAAGAGAUUCCCGCCCUGGGUGGUUUGCAGGACGAUGCUGGCUCUUAGGCAAGCUUCUGCGUUCAGGGUUCUGUUGCUCACGGCCUUCCUGCCCCCGCUGCAGUGGGCCCAGGACCCGGCCAUGGUGCACUACAUCUACCAGCGUUUUCGAGUUCUGGAGCAAGGACUGCAAAAAUGUACCCAAGCAACAAGGGAAUACAUUCAAGAUUUCCAAGAGUUCUCGAAAAACAUAUCCGUUAUGCUGGGAAGAUGUCAGACCUACACAAGUGAGUAUAAGAGCGCGGUAGACAGCCUGGCGCUGAGAGUGGAACGUGCCCAGCGGGAGAUUGACUACCUGGAGUACCUGCGGGAAGCUGAUGCUUGCGUAGAAUCGGAGGAGGAGACGCUGGCAGAAAAGCUAGUCCAGGAAGCCGAAGAAGAGAAAAGGAUCCGGACGCUGUUGAAUGCAAGCUGUGACAACAUGCUGAUGGGCAUAAAGUCUCUGAAAAUAGUGAAGAAGACGAUGGACACAGAUGGCUCUUGGAUGAAAGAUGCUGUCAGCGACUCUCCAAAGGUUUAUUUCUUAAUUGGAUCCAGAAACAACACUGUUUGGGAAUUUGCCAACAUACGGGCAUUCAUGGAGGACAGCACCAAGCCAGGCCCCCGGAAGCUGCUCCUAACACAUUCCUGGCAGGGAACAGGCCAAGUGGUCUACAAAGGUUUCCUAUUUUUUCACAGCCAAGGGACUCGCAAUGAGAUCAUCAAAUAUAACCUGCAAAAGAGAACCGUGGAAGAUCGAAUGCUGCUUUCAGGAGGGGCGGGGAGAGCCCUGGUCUACCAGCACUCCCCAUCGACUUUCAUCGACCUGGCUGUGGACGAGCACGGGCUCUGGGCCAUCCACUCAGGGCCAGGCAUCCAGAGCCAUUUGGUUCUCACAAAAAUUGAGCCCGACACGCUGGGAAUGGAGCACUCAUGGGACACUCCGUGCAGAAGCCAGGAUGCUGAAGCUGCGUUCCUCUUGUGUGGGGUCCUCUAUGUGGUCUACAGUUUGGGUGGCCAAGGCCCACAUCGCAUCACCUGUGUCUAUGAUACACUGGGCACGGUCAGUGAGGAGAAUCUGCCCAACUUGUUCUUCCCCCGGCGGCCGAGAAGUCACUCCAUGAUCCAUUACAACCCCCGAGAUAAGCAGCUCUAUGCCUGGAAUGAUGGAAACCAGAUCAUUUACAAACUCCAGACCAAGAGAAAGGAGCCUCUGGAGUGAUGCACUAUGGCCGGGAGGGAGGGCGCCGUGCGUGCUGCCCUCCAGGACACUGAGACCACAGCCCCUUUGCAAAAUAUAUCCCUCUAAUCACAUCCAGGGGUGCGGUCUGGAAGUGGGAAUACAGAUACAUCCUUUCCCAGAUGGUACUGUUAUGGGUGUCUUGCAAGAGCUUAGAUAACAGUCUGUCACUCAGGAAUUUUCAACAACUUCCAUUACCCAUCCAAACCUCCUGGCACUCAAAGCCUUCCACGCUCUGAUCCAGCUUACUUCCAGCCUUUUCUUGACUAACAUUUUCUCUAACCCUCCCCAUCCCCACCCUCCCACUAGAAAGGUAGAGCACCUCCUAAUACUCCUGGCUUUUCUCUCCUCUGGCCUUUGUUCAAGCUUUUUCCUCUUUCACAAAUGCUUGUUGAUAGUCUUUUUGUUCUUCACUGCCCAACUAAAAUACUAUUUCUUAUUGAUGUCUAAUCUCCAUUUCCCCUGGUUCUGCCCCUCCAACAAGCUAGGUGGGUGUAAUAGUAAAGUGAAAACAGUACCUUUAAAGACAACUUUCCAGUUACAAAGUGUCCGCCCCUAUGUUACAUCUCCUUGCACCCUUAUGAGAUGCAGGACAAGUCUUUACAGAUGAGGAGGGUUCAGGUGAGCCAUUCAAAGUAAAAAAACUACAAAAAAUGAAAGACAGAGCUAGAAAGUGCUGCAAAUCCCAUAGCUUUUCCAUUGUCCAAGGAAGCAGCAGAUGUAUAUGUUUGUUCACCCAACCCUUUAUAAGCAAUACAUUCAUCAUUUCAGCCUAAAAACAAUGGUCUAUCCCUUUAGCAAGUUUCAUGUCUGCACAAGACCUUCCUAUAGACCUUUCAACAGCUACUUCCUCCAGAAAACCAGCUGAAGAGUGAGGUCCCCACUUCUAGCCUCAUCUUGCCUUACUGUCCCCUGCUUCUUCCUUCUUGCUUGAAAUACAAUAAAACUGACACUAAGCAAAUAAACCUCCUCAUAUUAUAUUUGCCUAAAUACCCGCAGCAUAGACGUUUCAGGGAGCGCUGCAUGUGCUUGGGUUUAAUGUGAACAAGCCCCAACACCCUGAGGCCCUCGUUAAAUAUUCUGGAAUCUGGAUGAAAGCCAGUGGAUAGCCCGCACAGGACACCCCGCCGCAGCAGGCAUGCCAUGUGGCCAGGGGACAGAGGGCAGCUGUGCCCAUCCAGAGGGACUUCUUCAAACUUUCCCAUGCGUUCAUCUACUGCAGCCUGGGGAUGCCAGUCUGUGUCAUGUGCGGAGGCCUCUUUCUUUCCAGGUUGGUCACAUGAGAGGGUUUGCUCUGUGUGUUUGCAGCUGCUUUCUUGAUUCUUUCAAGCCCCGGCUGGGACCAUAGGCAGGAAGAGAGGAUUUUUGUUCUUUUUUUUUUUCCCAUAGCAUUUGAGGAGGUCCUUGGCAGAAUGGAAUUACUCACCCCCAUGGAGAAAGUGCAGUUACCCACCGUUCUACCAAAGUGAUUUUUUUUAACACAAAAUUUGAAUUCGCUUUAUUUCUCCUACAGUCAACAACUUCUCUGCCUUGAAUUUUAAAGCAACAGAGGCAAAUAAAAUCCCCCAAAUGACAAGAUAUCAGAAAUCCAGAUUCAGUUACACUUUAGUUGUAAAAAUGUUCAAGCAUUUUAUUGGUCUGUAAAAGAACCAUCAUCUGGGUCAGAAAUGCACUCUAUAAAUCAAAGAAUAUUUUAUACUUUAGAGAAGAAAAUCAGCAGUAACAUUCUCACUGAGAGCCCCAAUCCAUUCAGGAAUGAGGCAGGUAUGAAUAAAUAAACAUGGGGACUCCAUGGGUUUGGGGACAUCAGCUGCCGCAUGGGUAACAUAACAUUAUCUGUUUCACAGAGAAAAGGACUGGGCUGCCUCACAGAGGAAAGUAGUGGGGGAAUUCUCAGUGAGUGGAACUAUGCGAAGGUCCUGCACACAGUACCGUUAGAGGUGCAGAGAGCUAGCCGGUAACGUGCUGUCUGCCUUUCAUCUGUGAUAGGCUUUGAUUUGACAGUUCUGCAGGGCACACCUGCCACUACCACUAACAACCCACUCUAGUGUCUUAAAUUCCUGCAGCUAGAAUCACUUUUUUAAGUCGAGAUAUUUUCUCCAGGAAGCUUCUGUUGAUGGACCAUUUUGUUUCCUGGGAGCCAGGGCUGGACAUGCAGGCCCAUGAAUACUUCUUGGGUUUCUGUUAGAUAAAUUUUUCAAUGGUGGGUCUCUUGUUGGAUUUUAGUGAGGAAUGAAGUUCCUAAGACCUAGGCCAGUGGUUUUUAAACUUGACUGCACCUAAGAACCACUUGAGGAGCUUUUAAAAAUCCUAAUGCCAGGUCGUACUCCCAGACUAUUAAAUUAGAGCCUCUGGAGGUGGGCCCAGACAGUACUGUAUUCCUUAAGCCCCCUCUCCCAAAGUGGUUCCAACGUGUGAGUAAGCCGGAAAGUCAGUGACUUACAUACACCAUUUAAAAAAAAAGUGAAGUAUAGCUGAUUUAUAGUAUUGUGUUAGUUUCAGGUGUAUAGUAAAAUGAUUCAGUUACACAUAUAUACUUUUUCAGAUUCUUUUCCAUUAUAGGUUAUUACAAGUUAUAGAAUCUAGUCCCCUGUGCUAUACAGUAGAACCUUGUUGUUUAUCUAUUUUAUAUAUAGUAGUUUGUAUCUGCUAAUCCCAAACUCCUAAUUUAUCCCUCCCCUCCUUUCCCUUUGGUAACCAUAAAUUUGUUUGCAGUAGGUGUCAUUUA
Molecule: messenger RNA, 4454 nt
Organism: Camelus dromedarius (Arabian camel)
Lineage: Eukaryota; Metazoa; Chordata; Mammalia; Artiodactyla; Camelidae
Gene: OLFML1
Product: olfactomedin like 1
Exons: 3
Coding region: 503-1708 (401 amino acids)
Biological process (GO): signal transduction
Source: RefSeq, a predicted model, not a curated record